Mastomys coucha (southern multimammate mouse) is the source of this 939-nucleotide messenger RNA. Its product is annotated as olfactory receptor 1468-like. The transcript has a single exon. The coding region runs from base 1 to 939 and encodes 312 amino acids. The record is from RefSeq and is a predicted model, not a curated record. Gene Ontology annotation, biological process: G protein-coupled receptor signaling pathway. Lineage: Eukaryota; Metazoa; Chordata; Mammalia; Rodentia; Muridae. Gene Ontology annotation, cellular component: membrane. Gene Ontology annotation, molecular function: olfactory receptor activity; G protein-coupled receptor activity.
AUGAUAAUGAAAAACCAGACUACCAUCUCUCAGUUCCUCCUCCUGGGCCUGCCCAUUCCCCCUGAACACCAGCACCUGUUUUAUGUCCUGUUCCUGGCCAUGUACCUCACCACCAUACUGGGGAACCUCAUCAUCAUCACCCUCAUUCAUCUGGACUCCCAUCUCCACACACCCAUGUACUUUUUUCUCAGCAACUUGUCCUUCUCUGAUCUCUGUUUUUCCUCUGUCACAAUGCCCAAGUUGCUGCAGAACAUGCAGAGCCAGGACACAUCCAUCUCCUAUGCAGGAUGCCUGACACAGAUGUACUUUUUCAUGGUUUUUGCAAACCUGGAGAACGUUCUUCUUGUGGUCAUGGCCUAUGACCGCUAUGUAGCAAUAUGCUCCCCCCUUCAUUACACUCGCAUCAUGAGCCCCAAGCUCUGUGUGUCUCUGGUGGUGCUCUCCUGGGUAUUUACCAUUCUGUAUUCCAUGCUACAUACUCUACUCUUGGCAAGAUUGUCAUUCUGUGAGGACAAUGUAAUCGACCACUUCUUCUGUGACAUAUCUGUUCUGCUCAAGUUAGCUUGCUCUGACACUUAUAUUAAUGAACUAAUGAUAUUUAUCUUGGGAGGGCUUGAUAUUGUGAUCCCAUUCUUAUUCAUUGUUAUUUCAUAUGUACAAAUUGUCUUCUCCAUUCUAAAGUUUUCAUCUACACGGGGCAUACACAAGAUCUUUUCCACCUGUGGCUCCCACUUAUCUGUGGUCUCACUGUUCUAUGGGACAAUUAUUGGUGUUUACAUAUGUCCAUCAGCUAAUAACUCUACUGUGAAGGAAACUGUCAUGGCUUUGAUGUACACAGUGGUGACUCCCAUGCUGAAUCCCUUCAUCUACAGCCUACGAAACAGAGAUAUGAAAGAGGCCCUCAUCAGAGUCCUUAGUAAGAAGCAAAUUUUGUUAUGA